AGAGUGUUAAGUUUGUUAUUUUACAAAUUUUCUUAUCUUUUUUUUCAUUGAACUUUUGUUUCAAUUUUUUUAUUUAUUUAAACUUUCUCUAUUGUAAUUGGUGUUGCUGCUAUUAAUUAAUUUCUGGUGCUAAUUUGAGAGUGUAUGCGUGAGAGACAGAGAGACAGAGAGACAGAGAGAGAGGAAUCAAGAUAGCGCCUUUUGAAUUUUCUAUCAGAAUCUGAGGACCCAAAAUCUAGGGUUUUCUGUUCUUUCUCUUGGGAUCUGUAGACAUGCAGUCCAAGUCUGAAACUGCAAAUCGACUGAGGUCAGAUCCUCAUUCCUUUCAACCUGGAAGUGUUUAUUCCGAGCCUUGGUGGCGCGGUAUUGGUUACAAUCCCUUGGCCCAAACAAUGGCUGGGGCAAAUGCAUCCAAUUCGUCAUCUCUUGAGUGCCCUAAUGGUGAUUCUGAGUCCAAUGAAGAAGGCCAGUCUUUGUCCAAUAGCGGGAUGAAUGAGGAAGAUGAUGAUGCCACUAAAGAAUUUCAGCCUGCUGUUCCUAACGAACCAGGAAAUUAUGGGCAAGAACAGCAAGGGACCCAGCAUACUGCAUCAUCUGCACCAUCCAUGCGUGAAGAAUGCCUUACUCAGACACCGCAGCUGGAACUUGUUGGUCAUUCAAUUGCAUGUGCUACAAAUCCUUAUCAAGAUCCAUAUUAUGGGGGCAUGAUGGCAGCUUAUGGUCACCAGCAGUUGGGAUAUCCUCCUUUUAUAGGAAUGCCUCAUGCCAGGAUGCCUUUGCCCCUUGAGAUGGCUCAAGAGCCUGUUUAUGUGAAUGCCAAACAGUACCAAGGAAUUCUGAGGCGAAGACAAGCCCGUGCUAAAGCAGAACUUGAAAGGAAGCUAAUAAAAUCUAGAAAGCCAUAUCUUCACGAGUCUCGGCACCAGCAUGCUAUGAGACGGGCGAGGGGUACCGGAGGACGAUUUGCAAAGAAAUCCGAUGCUGAGGGUUCAAACAACUCAGGCAAGGAAAAGGAUAAUGGUGCUGACUCUGUCCUAUCAUCACAAUCAAUUAGUUCAUCUGGUUCUGAACCUUUGCAUUCUGACUCUGCGGAAACCUGGAAUUCUCCUAACAUGCAACAAGAUGCAAGAGCAGCAAAAGUACAGAACAGGUUCGAAGCACCUGGUUUCCAAAAUGUCAGUGGCUCUUACAAUAAUCAUCACGGUUUGCAAUCUUCGGUGUAUCAUUCAUCCUCAGGUGAAAGAGUGGAGGAAGGGGACCGUUCAGUUUUAUAGUGGUUAGUCAACUCCAACUUCAACCAACUUGGAUGGAUGAUGAUCAGGUUAGAAGAAACAAACUCUUGAUGUACCAACACUCUGUUUGACUGGUUUAUUGUGUAGUUCAACUGGCUGUUAAUGUUAACAUGAGACGUCAUAGUUUUAAUUUCAAGUGUUAAUGAACAUGCUUUUAGUUAUUACAGCAUUUAUUGGCCUUUGUUUUAAUUUUUCGCUAGUCAUUGUUCUACAGAAUUAAAUUUUCAUGAAUGAAAAAGUAAUAUUUCUAGCAUCUUCAAACGUAAGUUUGGUCUUUUGUAGAAGUGAGCAAGAUUUCCUCAUCUGAUUAUUCUUGUAUAUUAUAAUAUAAGUGGGAGUCUGUUCAAAUGGGGGAGAAUAAAGGUGUUUUUAUCUAAACUUGAAGUACAUGCUAUUCCUUGGUCACUUAGCUUGUAGGACAAAUAUGUGUAUAUGUUUUUUCAUUCAAAUAUUAAAAUAAGAGGCGCUUGAGUUAAAAAAUGUA
Vigna umbellata (rice bean) is the source of this 1776-nucleotide messenger RNA. NCBI's taxonomy places the organism in Eukaryota, Viridiplantae, Streptophyta, Magnoliopsida, Fabales, Fabaceae. The record is from RefSeq and is a predicted model, not a curated record.